Molecule: messenger RNA, 1074 nt
Organism: Hipposideros armiger (great roundleaf bat)
Lineage: Eukaryota; Metazoa; Chordata; Mammalia; Chiroptera; Hipposideridae
Product: collagen alpha-1(I) chain-like
Exons: 4
Coding region: 1-1074 (357 amino acids)
Source: RefSeq, a predicted model, not a curated record
AUGAGGGUUGGAAGCGUUCCGCCGGCUUCAAGCGGCGGCUCCUCUGCCCACCACCAGGGGGUGCCCCCGCGGCUCGGGGAGACCUCGAGGGACUCCGGGUUAGCUCCUCCCGCUGCAGCCCCGGCUGGUGGUCUGCAGCCGCGCCCCAGCUGGGGCAGGGGCCUGACAGCGCCAGAGAAGAGGGAGAGGGGAGGUCAGAGGGUACGGUGUGCCCAUAGCCGGGUCCUCGGGAAGACGGCAGCGCUGCCCCUCGUUCUCUGCGGGUCUGCCCGACGGCCCGAGGGCAGCGGGGUCGAGCUGCUGGGGAUGGCGGGGGUCCCCGUGGGCCAGCUCCGCUCUUCCCCCAUAGAUGGCCGCAGCCGUUUGGCCCCCCCCCGCUCUGUUACCCCUCGGCCCGCGGGGGUCCCAGAGGCUCCUGGGCGCGCAGCGGGCGGGGUUGGGGGGCGGGUGGGGGCCGCGGGCUCCGGGCCGAGAGGCGGUUCAGCUCUGCGCCGGGGAAAGUUUGGACGUGGGAAACUCCCUCCCUACCCGCCCCGCCGAGAGGAGGGGGCGCGCGGGGGCCAGGCGCCGGCACCCCGGCUACCCCUGCGGCGGGAGGCUCGCCCCCCCCAAGCCGCCGCCUGCCGGCUGCUCCAGCGGGCCAGGGGGCUCCCUCCUGGAUGGGCAGCCUCUCCUCGGCGGCUAUCCGGCCGCCCCUCCCGCGGCACCCCGCGCUCUUACCUCGGGGAGCGGCCCGGGGCUCCCCCCAGUCCUGCCGCCUCAGGGCGCUGCGUGGGGCGGGAGCCUGGGCGCCGGCAGGCGGGCGAGUCCGGAGCCCGGCGGCCGCCCGGAGGAGCCAGAGGGAGAGCGGGCGCGAGAGGGGAAGCCGCGGCGGCGUCCUCUGGUGGAGACUCCGAGAAUGCAGCGCCCGCCGGGCAGAAGCGCCGCGGCGAGUCGAGCCGCAGGCGGCCACCAGCCCCCGCCCCCAAGCCCAGUACCCCGCAGCUGGGGACCCCCGGGUCCCGCUACCCGGGUCGCGCCCCUCCCCCACCGGGAGGGGCCGGCCUCUCCAUCCCACCCGCGGCCCAGUCCUAG